AUGGUGAUCGCUCAGGAGGAGAGGAACAUUAUCGAUGGAAGCGAGACCAUCGUCUUCAAUAGGUUUGGAAAUCUAUUCAUAGCCUUUGUUGUGGAGGAUGAAAACGAGAUGUAUGUGCUUUCUUUGAUAAACAAUCUCAUGUCGAUCUAUGAUAGGUUCUUUACCAAGGUCUGUGAGUUGCAUUUCAUAUACAAUUUCAAGGAAACACACAUAAUUUUGGACAACUACAUAGUGAAUGGAAAAUGCAUUGAAAAUGAUCCAUUUGAGGUGAUAAAGCAUGCAUAUUAUAUAAAGUAG
This is a messenger RNA of Encephalitozoon hellem ATCC 50504, 297 nucleotides long. Its product is annotated as clathrin adaptor complex small subunit. Gene Ontology annotation, biological process: protein transport; vesicle-mediated transport. The record is from RefSeq and is a predicted model, not a curated record. The transcript has a single exon. Bases 1 to 297 code for a protein of 98 amino acids. Lineage: Eukaryota; Fungi; Microsporidia; Unikaryonidae. Gene Ontology annotation, cellular component: intracellular membrane-bounded organelle.